GUGCGGCCUUAAUCAUCAUCGUCGUCCUGUCCGUGAAAGUCGAAAAGUGCGCUCCGCGUUUGCUUGUGGAAUUUUCACGAAAUUCCUCUGUUGUCGGUCCUUUCUACGCCUUUAAUCGGGACUUAAAUACAUUUCGCUCCAUCGUUGUGACCGGGUAUUAAAUAAAAACUGUAAAAAUAGUGUUAUUCUUGCUGGAGUGGGCCGUCGAAAACCGAACCUUCUAUCCAUCAAGCAAGUGAAAAAUCUGUUUAGGGUAGUGUGCCGUUAAUCGAAUCAAGAUAACUGGAUUAAGUUUGGGCAUCUGUUACAUAACGCUUCAUUGUUUUCAUGGCAUACUAGGAUUUUUCGCAUUGUUCAAUGCAAAAAGAUACAAAUUAGCGGUUUCCAUCUGAGGCCAGAUUUGCGACUGAAAAAUCGAUAAAAAUACGAUCGAAGGGUCAUCGGGCAAAAAUGUUUUGCAAGUGACAAGCGGUGUCGACAUUCAUGAGAGCAAAACGUCAAAAAAGUGUUCAUGUGGCAGAUUUGUGACACCAAAAGUAGAUCCUAAAUUCGAAGUUCGAUUGUGACUUGCUGGAGUGCUUUGUGAAAUAAUAAUUAAAUUGUUACUAGAAAUCAAAUUCCUAUCAGAAGUGCUUGUUCUUGACUCGUAGGUGUAUGAAUACUGAAGUCAUCACAAUAGAACGCUUUUUCGAACACGGUCGCCGCCAUGUUGAAAUUGUGAGAGUGGAGAGGCGAUUCAAUUGAACUGCACGAAGAAAAUCAGCGGAAGCGGAGUUUUUCUGUUUUUUCCCGUGAAAAACUGUGCGGAAAGUGUUGAAAAGUAUACCAUUUUGUUGCUUGCGAGUCCGUGAUUAAACCGCCAACAUGUCGCAGGCUCUCCCGAUUCGUUUCCAGGAGCAUUUGCAGCUCACCAACAUCAACAUCAAUCCGAGCUCAAUCUCCUUCACCAACCUGACUAUGGAAUCCGACAAGUUUAUCUGCGUCCGAGAGAAAAUCGGCGAAACGGCGCAAGUCGUCAUUAUCGAUAUGAACGAUGCGCAAAAUCCCAUUCGUCGGCCGAUAAGCGCUGAUUCAGCUAUUAUGAAUCCUGCUAGCAAGGUCAUCGCUCUCAAAGGUCCCGCAGCUCAAAAGACUCUUCAAAUUUUUAACAUCGAGAUGAAAUCAAAAAUGAAGGCCCACGCAAUGACCGAGGAGGUCGUCUUCUGGAAGUGGAUCACGCUGAACACCUUGUCCUUGGUGACUGAAACUUCGGUUUACCAUUGGUCCAUGGAAGGAGACUCGACCCCAGUGAAAAUGUUCGAACGACACUCAUCGCUGAAUGGAUGCCAAAUCAUCAACUAUAGAACCGAUCCCAAGCAGGCUUGGCUUCUUCUAGUUGGUAUUUCUGCUCAGCAAAACCGUGUGAUCGGGGCAAUGCAACUAUACUCAGUGGAACGCAAAGUGUCCCAGGCAAUCGAAGGUCACGCAGCGUCGUUCGCGACAUUCAAGAUGGAAGAGAACAAGGAACCAUCUACGUUGUUCUGUUUCGCCGUACGUUCGGCCAAUGCUGCCAAACUGCAUAUCAUUGAAGUUGGUGCACCCCCAACUGGCAACACUGCUUUCACGAAGAAAGCCGUGGAUGUCUUCUUCCCACCGGAAGCGCAGAGCGACUUCCCAGUAGCGAUGCAAGUUUCGCCAAAAUACGACGUCAUUUACUUGAUCACCAAAUAUGGGUACAUUCAUAUGUACGACAUCGAAACAGGCACAUGUAUCUAUAUGAACCGUAUUUCGGCGGAUACAAUUUUCGUAACGGCCCCACACGAAUCCAGUGGAGGCAUAAUUGGUGUCAAUCGCAAAGGUCAAGUACUGUCCGUAACAGUUGAUGAGGAACAGAUCAUUCCAUACAUCAAUACGGUUCUGCAAAAUCCCGACCUUGCUCUGCGUAUGGCUGUCCGCAACAAUCUUUCCGGCGCAGAAGAUUUGUUUGUUCGUAAGUUCAACCAACUGUUCCAAAACGGUCAGUAUGCCGAAGCUGCCAAGGUUGCAGCUAUUGCUCCCAGAGGAAUCCUUCGUACCCCUCAAACUAUCCAAAAAUUCCAACAAGUUCCCGCCCAACCUGGAACUAACUCUCCUCCUUUGUUGCAAUACUUCGGUAUCCUGCUCGAUCAAGGCAAGCUGAACAAAUAUGAAUCUCUUGAACUGUGUCGCCCUGUUUUGGCCCAGGGUCGUAAGCAACUGUGCGAGAAGUGGCUGAAAGAGGAGAAACUGGAGUGUAGCGAAGAGCUGGGUGAUCUGGUGAAGCCAUCGGAUCCAACAUUGGCCUUGUCCAUCUAUCUACGCUCGAAUGUCCCGAAUAAGGUCAUUCAAUGCUUCGCAGAGACCGGCCAAUUCCAGAAGAUAGUUCUUUAUGCAAAGAAAGUUAACUACAGCCCGGAUUAUAUCUUCUUGUUACGCUCCGUUAUGCGUACCAAUCCGGAACAAGGCGCUGGAUUCGCAAGUAUGUUGGUUGCCGACGAAGAACCUCUGGCCGACAUUAAUCAGAUCGUAGACAUCUUCAUGGAGCAAAACAUGGUUCAGCAGUGUACCGCUUUCCUCUUGGAUGCUUUGAAAAACAAUCGUCCCAGCGAAGGAGCACUUCAAACCCGUCUGUUGGAAAUGAAUUUGAUGUCGGCUCCUCAGGUGGCAGAUGCUAUUCUUGGUAACGCUAUGUUCACUCAUUACGAUCGAGCCCACAUCGCCCAGCUAUGCGAGAAGGCCGGAUUGUUGCAGCGUGCUUUGGAGCAUUAUACGGAUUUGUAUGACAUUAAGCGUGCUGUUGUCCAUACGCAUCUGUUGAACGGAGAUUGGCUGGUUGGAUUCUUCGGUACAUUGUCGGUUGAGGAUUCGUUGGAAUGUUUGAAGGCAAUGCUAACUGCCAACAUUCGCCAGAAUUUGCAAAUCUGUGUACAAAUUGCGACCAAAUAUCAUGAACAGCUAACUACAAAGGCGUUGAUUGACUUGUUUGAGAGCUUCAAGAGCUACGAAGGAUUGUUCUACUUCCUUGGAUCAAUUGUCAACUUCAGCCAGGAUCCGGAAGUGCACUUCAAGUAUAUUCAAGCAGCAUGCAAGACGAACCAAAUUAAGGAAGUCGAACGUAUUUGCCGCGAGUCCAAUUGCUACAACGCCGAACGUGUUAAGAACUUCCUCAAGGAAGCUAAGUUGACCGAUCAACUCCCGUUGAUCAUCGUUUGCGACCGUUUCGAUUUUGUCCACGACCUUGUACUGUAUCUGUACCGCAACAGUCUGCAGAAAUAUAUUGAAAUUUAUGUGCAAAAGGUGAAUCCAUCUCGACUCCCGGUCGUCGUCGGAGGACUGCUGGAUGUCGACUGUUCUGAGGACAUCAUCAAGAACCUGAUCCUGGUAGUGAAAGGUCAAUUCUCAACAGACGAGCUUGUAGAAGAAGUUGAAAAGCGCAAUCGUCUCAAGUUGUUGCUUCCGUGGCUGGAAUCCCGUGUCCACGAGGGUUGUAUUGAACCGGCAACUCAUAAUGCCCUGGCUAAAAUCUACAUCGAUUCGAAUAAUAAUCCGGAAAGGUUUUUGAAGGAGAACCAAUUCUACGACAGCCGUGUGGUGGGAAGAUACUGCGAAAAACGCGAUCCUCAUUUGGCUUGCGUUGCCUACGAACGUGGACAUUGUGACCGAGAGCUGAUUGCUGUGUGUAAUGAAAACUCGCUCUUCAAAUCCGAAGCCAGAUAUCUGGUUCGUCGGCGUGAUGCAGAACUGUGGGCCGAUGUGCUAUCGGAAUCGAACCCGUACAAACGUCAACUAAUCGAUCAAGUGGUGCAGACUGCUCUUUCCGAAACACAGGAUCCGGAUGACAUCUCCGUUACUGUGAAAGCCUUCAUGACCGCUGAUUUGCCGAACGAGUUGAUUGAAUUGCUGGAAAAAAUUGUGUUGGAUUCUUCGGUGUUCUCGGAUCAUCGCAAUCUACAAAAUCUGCUCAUUCUCACGGCAAUCAAAGCUGACAGAAGCCGAGUCAUGGAUUACAUUAACCGUUUGGACAAUUACGAUGCACCUGAUAUUGCCAACAUUGCUAUCAACAACGAACUGUACGAGGAAGCGUUCGCAAUUUUCAAGAAAUUCGAUGUCAAUACUUCUGCUAUUCAGGUUUUGAUCGAGCAGGUGCACAAUUUGGAGAGAGCAAAUGAAUUCGCCGAACGCUGCAAUGAACCGGCAGUUUGGUCCCAAUUGGCGCGAGCACAAUUACAACAAGGCUUGGUUAAGGAAGCCAUCGACAGUUACAUCAAGGCCGAUGAUCCUAGCGCAUAUAUGGACGUUGUAGAAACUGCUAGCAAGAAUGAAUCGUGGGAAGAUUUGGUACGCUAUCUGCAGAUGGCACGCAAGAAGGCUCGUGAAAGCUAUAUCGAAAGCGAAUUGAUUUAUGCCUACGCUCGGACUGGUCGUCUGGCAGAUUUGGAAGAAUUCGUCUCCGGACCGAAUCAUGCUGAUAUCCAGAAGAUCGGUGAUCGUUGUUUCAAUGAUAAAAUGUACGAAGCCGCCAAAUUGCUCUACAACAAUGUCAGCAAUUUCGCCAGGUUGGCUAUCACUUUGGUGCAUUUGAAAGAGUUCCAAGGAGCGGUGGAUGGCGCGAGAAAAGCCAAUUCGACUCGUACGUGGAAGGAGGUUUGCUUCGCUUGUGUUGAUGCCGAGGAAUUCCGAUUGGCUCAGAUGUGCGGAUUGCACAUUGUGGUUCAUGCGGACGAGCUGGAAGAUUUGAUCACUUACUAUCAAGAUCGAGGUCAUUUCGAAGAGUUGAUUGGACUCCUUGAAGCAGCACUCGGUCUGGAGCGCGCCCAUAUGGGCAUGUUUACCGAGUUGGCCAUCCUCUACUCGAAAUACAAACCAGCUAAAAUGCGUGAACACUUGGAGCUAUUCUGGUCACGUGUUAACAUUCCUAAAGUACUUCGCGCCGCAGAACAAGCUCAUCUCUGGUCGGAAUUGGUGUUCUUGUACGACAAAUACGAGGAGUACGACAAUGCUGUACUGGCGAUGAUGGCUCACCCUACUGAAGCAUGGAGGGAAGGACACUUCAAAGACAUUAUUACAAAGGUGGCCAACAUUGAGCUCUACUACAAGGCCAUUCAGUUCUAUCUCGAUUACAAGCCGCUUCUGCUGAACGAUAUGCUCCUCGUGCUGGCACCUCGCAUGGACCAUACUCGUUCGGUAAACUUCUUCACAAAGCAAGGACAUCUACAGUUGGUUAAGACAUACCUUCGUUCCGUGCAAAGCUUAAACAACAAGGCAAUCAAUGAAGCACUAAAUGGACUCUUAAUUGACGAAGAGGACUAUCAGGGCCUCAGAACUUCGAUCGACGCGUUCGACAACUUUGACAACAUCGCUCUUGCUCAGAAACUGGAGAAACACGAACUAACGGAAUUCAGACGAAUUGCUGCUUACUUGUACAAAGGAAACAAUCGCUGGAAGCAGAGUGUGGAAUUGUGCAAAAAGGACCGUCUCUUCAAAGACGCCAUGGAAUAUGCGGCCGAGUCACAUCAAGGUGAAUUGGCAGAAGAGUUGCUUGGUUGGUUCCUAGAACGUGGCGCGCACGAUUGUUUCGUGGCAUGUUUAUUCCAGUGCUACGACCUCCUGCGCCCAGAUAUCAUCUUGGAGCUGGCAUGGCGUCACAAUAUUAUGGACUUUGCGAUGCCCUAUUUAAUACAGGUGACACGAGAAUACACAUCCAAGGUUGAUAAGCUGGAAGUGGCCGAUGCUGAACGGCAAAAGGAAGGAGAGAACUCCGAACACAAAUCAAUCAUUCUGCCCGAACCCCAACUCAUGUUAACCGCUGGUCCGGGAAUGGGAAUGCCACAAUACGCCCCGCAAUAUGCCGGAGGUUACGUGCCGGCGCAACCAAAUAUGUCACCAUAUCCGGGAUAUGGUGCGUUCAGCUAAGGUGAACAUUACUGAUCAUUUCGUUUUCAACUAGUUGUACAAGAGAGGUUAUAUAUAUUAUCGCAAACAUGAAUAUAGAAAAUCAGAAAUUAAGAUAUAACAACUAAACUAUAAACCGAAGAGUUCGGAUGCUAUAUUUAUUAAUAUGUUGAUAUAUUUUUUCAAUUAAAUCUAAAUUGUGUUAGUCACUUUCAACGAGACUAAAAUUAAACAAUAAAGAUAAUGCCCAUCUCAAAAGCGAUCUUACUCUAUCCAUCUACUACAGCCGUGGUACGCAAAUUUAGCCAUGUAUUUACAUCACACAAAUUGAAUAAAUGAAAAAUCAGUCUAUUAUUUUAAACAAUCAAUUACAAAUUGUCAGAAAAGUGAAAUACUACUCCCAAAGAAAACGUGGAUACCAUAUGUAGUUCAAGUGUACUUUUCAUCAGGGCAUCUGUUAUUUGUUGAAUAUAUGUGUGGUUUAAAGAUGUGGUUACUUAUUUUGGUACCAUUGGCUGUGUCUAUUUAGCAAACAUCGUUGAUAAAUUAAUAAGCAGUGAUGAAGUUAAAACUAUCUUCGGAAGAUUUGUUUUGCAACAAGCGUCGUUAGAUUCAAAUCUACAAAAAUAUUGUAAAUAUAUUCAAAAAUGGAAAAAGGCUUAUAUAAUUCACAAAUUAUAUAAAAUAUAUAAAACCGAAUUGUAGGUAUCUCCGGUGGUGCAAAUCGUUAAAAAAUGAUAAAACAUUAGUUCUCCGAUGCAGUAGAUAUAAACACUUGAAGAGUUUUAUUUUACCAAAUUGAUUUCUAAAGUACAUUUUUUUGAGAAAAAAUUAAGAAGAAAUAGAUUUAUACAUAAACAAAAUCAGUAUUUUUUUCCUAAAUUAGGUCACUUUCAUUUCAAUUGACCCAAUGUAUCACAUUCAACGUUGUUUGCUAGUCACCUUUGCUUUCCUUCGACAAUUCGUUACUAUGAACUUUUCAAUGGUUUUAUGUCUGUGUUUUACAAACAAUCAUAAAUUUGCAUUCCUUUCUAAAAUAAAUUAUACGAGAGUUAAAACGUCGUUAUGAGGCAUGAUGAAAGAGGUGACUUGCCAGUUUCGCUGUAUUGUCUGACUUUUCAGUAGUUAUGUUAUCGAAGUCAUGUAUCAUAAAUCAUACGCGAGAUACAAAUUCAUAGAACAACUCAACAAAAAUAUGUAUCAAGCCAACUAAUGCUGUAAUAUGGCCGAACUAGCUGUCAUAAUCGCAUACGUGCAAUUCGUAUGGUCCCGUUAUGCGAUUAUGGGAAGCUUAUCACACAGAGUCGUAUAGUACUAUACUUAGUAGAAAAUAUAUUGAUAUAUGCUUAAAUCA
Messenger RNA from Aedes aegypti (yellow fever mosquito), 7243 nucleotides. RefSeq names its product clathrin heavy chain (gene Chc). Gene Ontology annotation, molecular function: structural molecule activity; clathrin light chain binding. NCBI's taxonomy places the organism in Eukaryota, Metazoa, Arthropoda, Insecta, Diptera, Culicidae. The record is from RefSeq and is a predicted model, not a curated record. Gene Ontology annotation, biological process: receptor-mediated endocytosis; intracellular protein transport. The transcript is spliced from 10 exons. Gene Ontology annotation, cellular component: clathrin coat of trans-Golgi network vesicle; cell cortex; clathrin-coated endocytic vesicle. The coding region runs from base 865 to 5910 and encodes 1681 amino acids.